AUGUCUCGCCAGCCCGACGUCUCCGUCGGUGGGCACAGCUUCAGGCUAUUCUUACUGUUCCUCGCGGCGAUGUGUGCGGUCACAGUCGCGUCAGGCGCUCGUCGUACUCCCACCGGCGUCGUCUUGCGCAAGCCGCUUCAGAUACUAAAGGAGAGCAAGACUGACUUCGCGCCCGGCACGAGCGGUGGCGGCCCGACGUACUGGCUAUACCGCGACUUCCAUCGCGAGGUACCCGCGCAGGUGGAGGCCACGGGAUGGAUACUGGCUGGUAACAUGGCCGACAGAGCGGAGCGCGUCGCCGCUCACCACGCGCUGUGGUCGGAGGCUGCUCCUGAUGACGACGACGCGCCACCGGCGUUGCCCAACGUUGCGAGGGCCAGUCUCCUCGAAAAUAUCGCCAGGCUUUUGACCAGUGUUUCUGCGGUUCAGUACUGA
Molecule: messenger RNA, 435 nt
Organism: Micromonas commoda
Lineage: Eukaryota; Viridiplantae; Chlorophyta; Mamiellophyceae; Mamiellales; Mamiellaceae
Exons: 1
Coding region: 1-435 (144 amino acids)
Source: RefSeq, a predicted model, not a curated record